AUGCAGGUCACCUCUUCCCUUAUCGGAGGCCGCUUUCCGAAAUCCAUGAAGAGGGCGCUCCCCAUCUACAUCGCGGUCGCUCUCAUAUUUAUUCUUUUCCUAUCCAAGACCGACAAUCUCAGUACCCCAUUACGCGCGGGAGAUGUGUUCAAGCGGGUGGUCUCAUAUCAGUCGCCGCUGCUGCAUCAGAAGAAAUACGGCGAAUUCUUCCCCAAGAAGAUUUGGCAGACGUGGAAGACCGAUCCCCUAGAAUUCGAGACGAGAGAUUCCGACCGCGCGCGAAGCUGGACCUCGAAGAAUCCAGGGCAUAGAUACGAAGUCCUCACCGAUGCGAAUAGUCAGGAAUACAUCGAAACCCAUUUUGGGCCCUCGGGCCUCAAUCGCAUGGACGUGGUGUACAUUUACAAAACGCUCAAUGCUACAAUUAUCAAGGCAGAUCUACUGCGGUAUCUGGUCAUGUAUAUCGAGGGAGGAGUUUAUGCGGACAUUGACGUGUCUGCCAUCAAACCGGUCGACGAAUGGAUCACUUCGAAUUUUACGAAAUCGGAUAUUGGGCUCGUUAUCAGCGUGGAAAUUGACGAACCAGACUGGGUGGAACACCCAAUUCUGGGACAAAAAUCCGAAUCCUUCUGCCAAUGGACGUUCAUGGCAAAACCAAGACACCCGGUCAUGCUGCGACUGAUCAACAACGUUCUGAAAUGGCUGGAGGAUAUCGCCAAGAAGCAAAACGUCGGAAUCGCUGAGAUUCAGCUCAACUUUGACGAGGUUUUGACCGGCACAGGCCCUUCUGCAUUCACAUCGGCGGUCAUGGCCGAAAUGUACGCACAAACAGGGGAGACUCAGAAAUGGGAAAAGUUCCACAACAUGACCCAGCGCGGUCCAACGCAGGUCGGCGAUAUUCUAGUACUUACCGUCGAGGCAUUCGCUGCCGGCCAAGGUCACUCCAACUCCAACAACCACGAUCACCCACUCGCUCUCGUCAGACAUCACUACCACGCGUCCCUCUGGCCCUCCCGCCAUCCACGAUACAGCCACCCAGCCUACGGCAUGGUCGAAGAAUGCAACUGGAAACCAGACUGCAUCCACAACUGGGACAAAGAUACGGCCAACUGGGACAACCUCAACGAAGCGGAGAAGAAAGAAGCGAUCAUGCAUCACGAGGAAUGGCUUGCCGAAAAAGACGAAAAGGAGAAGAAAGAGAAAGCCGACCACGAAAAAGAAGACGACGAUAAACGCCGCGAAAAACUCCACGAGGAGUGCGGCAAGUUCAAUUCGGAGGAGGCGGCGAGUAUAGCCUCGGUUGCCGCGACCGCUACGGCGGAUCCCUCGCAGACGAGCAAACCGGCGGAGAAUCAGGCGUCGGCUACGGGUUCGGUGGACGCGAAGUCGACGAAUUUCGUGGAGCUUAAACAGGUGUAA
Molecule: messenger RNA, 1419 nt
Organism: Glarea lozoyensis ATCC 20868
Lineage: Eukaryota; Fungi; Ascomycota; Leotiomycetes; Helotiales; Helotiaceae
Exons: 1
Coding region: 1-1419 (472 amino acids)
Biological process (GO): protein N-linked glycosylation
Cellular component (GO): mannan polymerase complex
Molecular function (GO): alpha-1,6-mannosyltransferase activity
Source: RefSeq, a predicted model, not a curated record